ACAAAGCAGUCAGUCACCCUUGAUAAAAAGACGAUAGGAUUUGUAGCCAUGACAAAAACAGCAGGAACCAUCAGUACCAUGAAAUUUGUUUGUGACUAUUGCAAUUUGGAAAUAACUUCGAGUCCAAUUUAUACGGAGACAAAAGUGUUUGCUGGUCGCAAAAUAAGUGACUUGCUUCAAAUUGUGUCAAACUUCAGUUUGCCGACCAACUUUCGUAUUGAAUUGUGUAAUGUUUGCGCAUCCAAUUUAAUAAUCGCAACAUCCUUGAUCGUAAAAACGCAGAAAUUGAUUGACAACAGUUUGAAAAAGAUGGAAACAAUUGACCAAAAUAAAAACGAAGAAGAAGAGCUGAACCAAUUGGAUGUGCAAUUGGUCGAUCUGAAGGAAAAUGGAAGUCCACCUUAUCCCAAUGAGUGUAAGCCAAUAGAUCUUACGAAUGCCGUUCAACUUUUGCCAUCUAAUGAUAAGCCCAAAGAAAAUCAAUCUCUUGUGCAGCUUUUUGGGGCUAGCAUCGCUAGCAAUGUCAAAGAACGCAAAAGCAAAGAAGUGGAAGACCUUACUUCAGAACAUGAAACGAAAGAAGUGACCACAAUUGACAAUUCGUACGUCAAAGAUUUUGGAUGUAGAUUGUGCGACUUUAAGGGUAUGGAAGCAGAGUCACUAAAAAAACAUUUAAAAUCUGUACACCAACUGCAACGUCCAAGAAUAUUUUUUUGCAACGUCUGUCCCAAAUCCUUUGGCUUAAUAAAGACUCUUUCCACACACUUACUAACCCAUGGGAUAAUCAAUCCACAGGACACAGCCAACAGUCAAGAAAAGAUGACGAAAAAAAAGCCAACAGCAACUAAACGUCUGGCUUUAGUUGAAGAGCCUAAAUCAAAAGAAGUGCCCUCAUCAAGUGUUCCAAUUGUCAUACAAAAAAUGGUUGAUCAUGCCAACACUCCUGAUUGUAAUGUCCAGGAUAUUGAAGAAAAUGAAAUAGAAAAUACACUCGAAGACACUGAGAAAAAGGACAAGCCAAUUGAUCAAAGCAAUAAGGUACAGAUUUUAAGUGUAGAGGUAAUUAAGAAGCCAAUCAUAAUUCAGUCCAUCGAGAAUAAUUUUAGUUCCAAGUCAACUAUAUUUAAAUCUUUGGAGAAGCAAACUGAACAGGAAGACCCCAAGACACCAAACAAUUCCUUGGCACUAAGCAUGGAAAUUGAAAGUUCUCCAAGAAAAAUAUUUAAAGCAGAAAAUACUAUCGACUUGAACAAUGCAGAAACUUUUUAUUCAUCGAGUAACGAGAAAUCUCCGACUAAAUCUAUUGAAAAGCUAGAGGACUUAACGAAUGAAUUUAAAUACAAUAUUGUUAAACAGAAACUGGAUAACCCCUUAUAUUAUGAUGACAAAUCAAAGAAAACCUCAAUCAUAGAUGUCGAAAAAGUUGAUGAAAGCUUUGAUUGCAUCAAUCACGAAGUGAUGCCACUCAAAAAAUCUAAAACAGCAUCCUCAAAAACUACUGAAGAUGUUGUUGAUUGCACUCAAUGUGGCAAAACUUUUAAUUCGCUUAAAAGUCUUCAAUCUCAUAUUCAAAAGAUGCAUAAUCAGAUCAUAAAGUGUCCAAUUAAUUGUUUGGAGAAGCAAACUGAACAGGAAGACCCCAAGACCCCUAACCAUUCCUUCUCACUAAGCAUGGAAAUUGAAAGUUCUCCAACAAAAAUAUCUAAAACAGAAAAUACUAUCGACUUGAACAAUGCAGAAACUUUUUAUUCAUCAAGUAACGAGAAAUCUCCGACUACAUCUACUGAAAAGCCAGAGGAGGACUUAACGAAUGAAUCUAAAUACAAUAUUGUUAAACGGAAACUGGAUAACCCUUUAUAUUAUGAUGACAAAUCAAAGAAAACCUCAAUCACAGAUGUUGGAAAAUUUUAUGAAAGCUUUGAUGGCAUCAAUCACGAAGUGAUGCCACUUAAAAAAUCUAAAACAGCAUCCUCAAAAACCAACGAAGAUGUAGUUGAUUGCACUCAAUGUGGCAAAACUGUAAGUUCCCUUAAAAGUCUUCAAUCUCAUAUUCAAAAGAAGCACAAUAAGAUCAUAAAGUGUCCAAUUUGUUUAUCCGUAUAUGCUUGUCACUUGAAAUAUGUGACUCAUUUCAACAAAUGCGAUAAAGGCAAUGGUUUUCCCUGCGGCGUACGGAAAUGCAAGAAAGUUUUCCAAAAUGGUGACUACUUGAUUUCACAUUUGAAAAAGAAACAUGUGUUUCGAUGAUCCUUUACAAACCCAAGAGGCCAAUGCCAGCAACUAUACUAGGAAUCUAAAAACUGUAAUUAUAACUUGCAGAUUUUAAUUCGCGAUAAUUUAAAAUUUUGGCCACGUUCAUAUCAAUGUAAUCACAUACAGUACAACAAAACCAAUUAAUAACAACAUUGUUUAGAGCAAACAUAAUAAA
This is a messenger RNA of Drosophila willistoni, 2428 nucleotides long. Its product is annotated as zinc finger protein CG2199-like. The transcript is spliced from 2 exons. The record is from RefSeq and is a predicted model, not a curated record. Gene Ontology annotation, molecular function: RNA polymerase II cis-regulatory region sequence-specific DNA binding; DNA-binding transcription factor activity, RNA polymerase II-specific. NCBI's taxonomy places the organism in Eukaryota, Metazoa, Arthropoda, Insecta, Diptera, Drosophilidae. Gene Ontology annotation, biological process: regulation of DNA-templated transcription. The coding region runs from base 49 to 2247 and encodes 732 amino acids.